Molecule: messenger RNA, 5559 nt
Organism: Acanthaster planci (crown-of-thorns starfish)
Lineage: Eukaryota; Metazoa; Echinodermata; Asteroidea; Valvatida; Acanthasteridae
Gene: insm2
Product: INSM transcriptional repressor 2
Biological process (GO): regulation of cell cycle process; neuron differentiation; negative regulation of transcription by RNA polymerase II
Cellular component (GO): nucleus; transcription repressor complex
Molecular function (GO): DNA-binding transcription repressor activity, RNA polymerase II-specific; RNA polymerase II cis-regulatory region sequence-specific DNA binding
Source: RefSeq, a predicted model, not a curated record
CGCUCCAUCACCCUUUCGUGCCUUGCAUCCGCAUAACAAGCCAACACCAUCGAUUAUCAAGACUCUUAUUUCAUAAAAUUUUAUACCACUGCAAGAAUUUCGAUGAUCACCGUAGCAUGAGAACAAAGAAAAACCGGCUGAGAUUGGCCGAGGAGGGCCAGAUUUCUUAUCUUUCUUUCCUUCAUUGCUCUUUUUUUUCUUUUUCUUCCAUCCGUGGAAAGAAUCUCGGCACCGGCGAAUGGCUCGGCGGAAUAAUGGCUUCGCCGCAGGGUGGCUGGCUCAUUAGUCUGUACAUGCGCUGUUGUGGGGUCCGCCAUCCAGUACACGAUUACAAUCCAAUCUGCCCGGCCGAAAACAAAGAGCGGACGCGUGUCCCGUUCUGCAGUGUAGUACCCCCUCACAACCAAACAAAGGAGAAGCUAACGGUACCUCUACACGCUAGCCGGGGGAACGUGCCGGGAGAUUGCAGCUGCCUCAGCUUGGCGGUCGACACACCAACCGCAUCGCCGAGCAAGCCGGCUGAGCCGUAUGGACGGCUGAAAGGGGGCGGGGACUUCGACGACGACAGUUUAACGAUAAGCGCCCAUGACGGAAUUCACUGGUCCGUUGCGCAUUCUACGGGCCAACCAGAAGGCUUGCUGACUUGUUAGCAUCUCGUCGGCCGAGUGACAGAAUUUGCGCGUCACAUUUAACUGUGCAAAACGCCGCUAAUGCCCGCAUUCUGCCACAUGAAAACGGGAAGUCAGACGUGUUAUCACCACCUGUGGUCCUUCCCGUGCAUAAUAGGUGGAAUCUGUGAGCUUCGUUUACCGACAAUACUGAUGAGGCUUACUCUGUAAUAGAUCUCUACUGAUAUCUCCAGUCACCUGCUACCUGGUCGGUGUUCACACUUCGCAGUAAACGGGACGAUUCUUGUUGUCCUCCCUGCACACGUCUACGUCUCUAAACGCACGACGGUUUGACGAUAACGGUGGCGGUUGGCAUUGCGGGGUCUGCGGGUCCCCCCGUUCAAGCGAGAAGAUGCCGAGGGGGUUCCUGGUGAAACGAAACAGGAAAUCCGGGUCUGUCUCCUACCGUUCUCGCUGCUCCGACGAAGAUCAGGAUGAUGCCUACAUCGAGAAUGAUGGCACGGAGUGCUAUACUAAGCCAUUCAAUUCCCCGGACUCCGGCUACGGUCACAGCCCGGUUACGCUGCUAGUGAAGGAAAGCCCGGCCUUCAGAUUCGACAAGGAGUCCGUCUACUCUCGUGUUAGCUCUCCCCACCUGAACAACUGUUCCUACCCGUCCCCGCUGACUUACAGUUCCCCAUCCUCUGCAUCCCUGAACACCGAGAGGAACAAGACGCUCUGGCCUUUCACCGUGACUCCUACAACGCCGCCCAGGAGACUCCCCUCCGGCGUCCCGCCCCCUCUCAGAAUAAAGCGCCCGCUAUCCGAGGAGAACGAGCGAAAACAGCACAAAGCCAAGAAGCCCAAAGCCGCCCGCAAACUCAACUUUGAUGAGGACAAUACCUCUCCCGUUCACGGCACCAUCAUCCGUGGUGAUGUGUCGUCCAAUGGAGGUCCAGAUAAUGGUAAAGGUGCCAACGGGGGAUGCGACAGUGACAAGGGUGGAGCGCAGGACAACAGCCUUGGCGGGGACUUCGUCUGUCAGCUGUGUAAAGAGCAGUACCCUGACCCCUUCUCCUUGGCCCAACAUAAGUGCUCCCGUAUUGUGCACGUUGAAUAUCGCUGCCCCGAGUGCGACAAAGUGUUCAACUGCCCAGCCAAUCUAGCCUCCCACCGACGAUGGCACAAGCCACGACCCAACAGCCGGUCCACGCCCAACUCUCCUCGCAUCCUGCCGGCAUCACCCGCCAAACCGGACGGUAGCAAGACCUUCGAGGUGACCCAUCGGGCCGAGCAGCCGGACGAAUCCUUGACCCUCAUCAAGGAUGAUCUGACCAGCACUGGGAGUGACAGCAGUCGCAGUACUCCGAGCCCCGGGCAGGCCGCACCCAACGAGGAGGGGCAGUACGAGUGCGACCAGUGCGGCAAGAAGUUCCGGCGGCCGGCCAACCUCCGGAAGCACAUGCAACACCACGGUGAGGAGGACACCUAUCCGUGUCAGUACUGUGGCCAGACGUUCAGCAGCCUGACCAGCCGGGCCAAGCACGUCCUGACUCAUGCCGUGGGCCCAAAGGAGGUCAACUGUGACGUGUGUGGAGGCUCCUACCAAAACAAGAUGGCGUUAGACCAGCACGUGCGACUACAUCACUCAAGCGAGGUCUACCCGUGCAAGUAUUGCUCUUGUAACUUCACCAGUUCACCUGGGCUGACUCGACACAUCAACAAAAGGCACCCAUCUGAAAACAGACAAGUCAUUCUGCUUCAGCAAUUGCCUGUGCACCCGUGAGUACAGUUUAACAAAGCCACGUGUAACAAUAAUGUACCGUCGUUUUGCUACUCAAAGAUCAAUAUUUUUGCACUAAAAAGAAAACGAUCUUUAAUAAUACAACCUGAAAUCUCCAGAGGACAGUUUUGUGGUCUUAAUUUCACCUAUAUACACAAAAAGUUUGCUCUUAGAGAAUGCAUACUGUUUCUUUUCUGUUUAAAAGCGAAUUCGCCACGAAUUACGUCGCCAAAACUAAAAGAGUAGGGUUGAUUGUACCAUUCUCAAUACAAGAAAACGGCCUUCGAAUAUGAUAAACAUUUACAAGUUACUGUGCACAAUAGCUAUUUAUCACACAAUAAUUAUGUUGCAUAUUAUUGCCAUUAAUCCUCAGGCUAUUUUAUUAUCAAGACGAACAAAAACUUGUUCGCUUUUGGCUUUAGUCCAAUAGACUACAUUCAGUUCAGCAGACCACACUACAUCUCCAACGGAUAAAGAAUCACAGCUGUGUAAAUAUCAGAAACAACACUACCAAGUAUACAUGUAUGCUCCAUCAGUACACAUCCUGGUGGAGAAAACGUGCUAUCGUGUUCACGUAACGCAUAAUAGCUACAGGUUUUGUUUAAGGAGGACAUUAUCAUAACUCUGCGAUUUACCUAUUGUCGAACUUCGUUGAAUCUUUUCCAUUUUUUUUCCUCUGGGAAAAGAGAGAUGCACAGUCGGCCGUUUAUCUAUUAUGUUUGAAGUUUCCCUCAGAGGGAAAAAAUUGUAUUCCAACAGGCAAAACCAUUCCUUCGUGUUGUUAUAUCUUCUUCUGACUAUAACCAAGUACUGAAACAGAUGUCCAAAUGUUUCUGCUCUGUUAAUGAUUAUGUUGUAAUAAACUUAUGUUGUUUUUACUGCCAUUGUUCAACUAAGUGUGAGCCGGGUACCUAUUAUUUGAAAGCAAGACACUCGCCAUCAUUCCGUUUCGGACGUCUUUUUGUGUAUAUAAAAGAUAACAAAUUGAAUAUUUAUGGUAAAAGCUCGAAUCUGAUCUGCCAUCCUCCGCGUUGUCAUACAAUGGGUAUAACUAAUGCUUAUAGAACAAGUCCUGAGGGAAUGAAGACAGAAUUGGAAAGGUUUGAGUUAAGCUAGUUUUUACAGAUGUCGGUGUUUGUGUGGUGAAACAGUUAAUCUCCCUAUACAAUUCAUCUAUAACACGUACACAUUUCGACAAGAAUCUUAUAAACCGUUUCAUUCCGUUCUUUACGUUUGAUUAUAAUUCAACAUUCCAUUAGUCAACUUAACUACGGAAAAUAAAAUUGUGCCUACACGACUACCCUUCGAUUCUGUUUUUUUCUUCCAGUGAUUUUCAGUUUUGUCGCUGAGUAAAAUUUAUAGCUAUAACAUUAAAGGGCACUAUAUAUUAUUUGUAGAUGUUAAUUACCAUUUUGUGUGCUAAAUUUCCAUAUGGAAAUAUUUGAACGAAUAAAUCAUUCCACUGGUUUGUGUUAUUUUGUACACACUGUUUGUACCUGUGUAUUUAAGGAUACAUGCAUCACAUAAAGUGGGGAAGAAAGAACAGAAUAUAUUUUACCUUAAUCGUAAUAGUUGUUUGAAUAUUUCAAGAGAUGUCAUAUUUUUUCAUGGCUCACUUUUAAUAAUGCCAUUCCCACAAGUUGUGCUUGUUGCUGUGGUAAAUAUUUAUCUUGACUUUUCUUUAAUCAUGAUUUCGUUCAUGAGAAGGAAAUCGUGGAAUUCAGUAAAACAUUUGUUCGAAGUUUGCAAAUUGAUUAAAUGUACAUGUACAUGGUGAGCAUAAUCUAAAAGCAGUACCUCCAAGCCAAUGGAAUGAGUGAAUAUCACUCUGUUUAGUAGAUUAUGGAAUGACUAGCACCCCCAGUCAUUAGGUCAUGCAACACUGAAUGUGUGCAGCGGUGCGCGAACGGGGCGAGAUUGAAAAUGGAAGAUUAUAUGGGAUGAUUAUUUCAUGCUGACAUCGAGAGACCGCUGUCAAACACGUGCAUGUUGUUGCUACCGUCAUGUUUCAUUUUGAAUGGCGAUUCUUUGUGUUCGGAAACCGUGCAUUGUGCAGGGAGCCAAGUCGGUUGGUUUGUUUGUCGUUUGUAUUUUAAGAAUCUGAAGUCAGUAGUUUCUUAUUUAUCCACUGUAUCGGCGGCAUUAUACCGCUGUUAAUAUUUAUCGUAUUAUAGUGUUGUCGUUUAUUUUAUCCUCGUGUUCGUAUUGUGCUGUUUAUUUAUUUAUUUGUAUAAUGGAUAAAUUAGGGAGUAGUGGAAAUAAAGAUCCACUAAUUUUAGGGGAUUACUGGUCGACACGAAGAUUUUACACUGCUCCAUUCGACCUCCAAAUGCUAUGCCCUUGCUUUGAAAUAUCGUGCUAGUUUGCCAGUUUACCAAUUCAUUGUACUCCAAGAAGUGUGCUUUUUCCGUUUAAGCUAUUUAUUGAAAUAUACUAUACUAAGAUUAUUUUUGGUCUUAUUUAUUUAUGUUUUCGUCCACAAAUGUACUCACAUGUUAACCACAAAAUGUUUUAUUUGGUGUUGAGGUAUUCGGUGUCAUUAAAUACCAGGCUGGUAUUUAUUAGUAAAUACCAAUUUACUGGUUACAUAAGCAUGUAAAAAGCUAGGCGUAUUUAUUACAAACAAUAUUAUAAUUGGCGAUAUGUUUACAUGGCACAGGUCACAGUUAUUUAUUCGUAACUAUGAUAAAUUUACGGAUUUCUAUUUAAACGGCUUUUGUAUUUCAGUGUCUAUGCUUCAUUUCGUGAAAAUGUCAAAUUGAGUCAUUCCAUAUUUAUGAUUAUUGACAGUUUUAUUAUUGUCAUGAGUUAUUUACCACCAUAUAAACCUUUGUUUAUGGAUUCGUCUAUUUAUUGUUUUUAAUUGCAUAAUGCAACAUAGCAAAUUGAGUGUUAUCCGUAUUUGUCUGUAAUUAUGUUAUCAUAAAAUAUGCUAUUGUUUUGUCGUACGAUUUUCCCCAGACGUGUAAUUUGUUCAUAAUGAUCUCAUACUGAGGAUAUUUGAAGAAAAACCAAACACUUAAGUAUGUACUAAAUGAGAUUUCAAAGUAUUUAGAAGCACUCUAUAAAGAUGCCUUCAUUUGUUAUUUGGAAGAAGGGCCUUGAUUAAAACAUCGUUUUUUGAUCGAUCGUUUUUUUUACAAUGAUGUAAAUAAACUAUAGAAAUGA